GGCAGCCGUGCCGAGAUGAACCCCUGCGCCCCCAGCUACCCUGUGGCCUCGCUCUACGUGGGGGACCUCCACCCCGACGUGACCGAGGCGGUGCUCCGCCAGGAGUUCAGCCCGGCCGGGCCCAUCCUCUCCAUCAUCUGCAGGGACAUGACCACCCGCCGCUCCUUGGGCUGCGCGUGUGUGAACUUCCAGCCACCGGCAGACGCGGAGUGCGCUUUAGACACCAGGAAUUUUGAUGUAAUAAAGGGCAAGUCAGUUCGCAUCAUGUGGUCUCAGCGUGAUCCACCACGUCACAAAACUGGAGUGGGCAACAUAUUCAUUAAAAAUUUGGACAAGUCCAUUGAUAAUAAAGCACUGUAUGAUACCUUUUCUGCUUUUGGUAACAUCCUUUCGUGUAAGGUGGUUUGUGAUGAAAAUGGUUCCAAGGAGUAUGGGUUUGUACAUUUUGAGUCACAGGAAGCAGCUGAAAGAGCUAUUGAAAAAAUGAACGGGAUGCUUCUGAAUGAUCGUAAAGUAUUUGUUGGGCGAUUUAAGUCUCAUAAAGAACGAGAAGCAGAACUUGGAGGUAGGGCAAAAGAGUUCACCAAUGUUUACAUUAAGAAUUUUGGAGAAGACAUGGAUGAUGAGUGCCUUAAGGAUCUCUUUGGCAAGUUUGGACCUGCCUUAAGUGUGAAAGUAAUGACAGAUGAAAGUGGAAAAUCCAAAGGUUUUGGAUUUGUAAGCUUCGAAAGGCAUGAAGAUGCACAGAAAGCUGUGGAUGAGAUGAAUGGAAAGGAGCUCACUGGAAAACAAAUUUAUGUUGGCCGAGCUCAGAAAAAAGUGGAACGGCAGACGGAACUUAAGUGCAAAUUUGAACAGGUGAAGCAAGAUAGGAUCACCAGAUACCAGGGUGUUUACCUUUAUGUGAAAAAUCUUGAUGAUGGUAUUGAUGAUGAACGUCUCCGGAAAGAGUUCUCUCCAUUUGGUACAAUCACUAGCGCAAAGGUUAUGAUGGAGGGUGGUCUCCGCAAAGGGUUUGGUUUUGUAUGUUUCUCCUCCCCAAAAGAAGCCACUAAAGCAGUUACAGAAAUGAAUGGUAGAAUUGUGGCUACCAAACCAUUGUACGUAGCUUUAGCUCAGCGCAAAGAAGAGUUCCAGGCUCACCUCACUAACCAGUAUAUGCAGAGAAUGGCAAGUGUGAGAGCUGUCCCCAACCCCAACCCCUUAAUCAACCCCUACCAGCCAGCACCUCCUUCAGGUUACUUCAUGGCAGCUAUCCCACAGACUCAGAACCGUGCUGCAUACUAUCCUCCCAGCCAAAUUGCUCAGCUAAGACCAAGUCCUCGCUGGACUGCUCAGGGUGCCAGACCUCAUCCAUUCCAAAAUAUGCCCGGUGCUAUCCGCCCAGCUGCUCCUAGACCACCAUUUAGUACUAUGAGACCAGCUUCUUCACAGGUUCCACGAGUCAUGUCCACACAGCGUGUUGCUAACACGUCAACACAGACAAUGGGUCCUCGUCCUGCAGUGGCUGCUGCUGCAGCUACUCCUGCUGUCCGCACCGUUCCACAGUAUAAAUAUGGAGGAGUUUGCAGUCCUCAACAACAUCUUAAUGCACAGCCACAAGUUACCACGCAGCAGCCUGCUGUUCAUGUACAAGGUCAGGAGCCUUUGACUGCUUCCAUGUUGGCAUCUGCCCCUCCUCCAGAGCAAAAGCAAAUGUUGGGUGAAUGGCUGUUUCCUCUCAUUCGAGCCAUGCACCCUACUCUUGCUGGUAAAAUCACUGGCAUGUUGUUGGAGGUCGAUAAUUCAGAACUUCUUCAUAUGCUUGUGUCUCCAGAGUCUCUCCAUUCUAAAGUUGAUGAAGCUAUAGGUGUACUACAAGCCCACCAAGCUAAAGAGGCUUCCCAGAAAGCAGUUAACAGUGCCACCGGUGUUCCAACUGUUUAAAAUUGAUCAGGGACCACGAGAAGAAACUCGUGCUUCACCGAAGAAAAAUAUCUAAACAUCAAAAAAUAUUACAGAAAAAAACAUGGCAAA
Eptesicus fuscus (big brown bat) is the source of this 2016-nucleotide messenger RNA. RefSeq names its product polyadenylate-binding protein 1-like. Gene Ontology annotation, molecular function: RNA binding. The record is from RefSeq and is a predicted model, not a curated record. Gene Ontology annotation, cellular component: ribonucleoprotein complex. Lineage: Eukaryota; Metazoa; Chordata; Mammalia; Chiroptera; Vespertilionidae.